Messenger RNA from Prorocentrum cordatum, 4560 nucleotides. Lineage: Eukaryota; Dinophyceae; Prorocentrales; Prorocentraceae. The record is from the annotation of a GenBank genome assembly.
AUGGCGGCGAUCGAUGUCGUCGACGUUCGGACCGACAUGAGGCUUCAGAGGUUCGACGGUACGGACGAGAGAUGGGCAGACUGGAGCCUCAGGUUCGAGGCCUACACCGCGCUGCUUGGCAUGGAGGACCUCAUGACGGAGGCGGCCAACAGGCGCGACCCACUGGCAACGGACCAGCUGGGGGACCAGGCGAGAGCGGUCAGCCAUAGGCUCUGGCAUCUGCUGAUCACGUGGUGCGACGGCAAGUCGCUGGGUGUGGUCAAGCUCUCGAGGAAGAAUGGCCUGGAGGCGUGGCGGCAGCUCAAGAUCGAGUAUGAGAGCAAGUCGGGCAACAGGUGGACGGCCAUGCUGCGCUUCAUCCUGAACCCUCAGGACAAGUGGGCGAAGGAUCGGGAGUCGGGCAUCGACUUCUUUCAGUCUCUCACGGCGUGGGAGGCCAUCGUCGCAGAGUACGUGGACCAGAGCGGCGAGGCGGUCUCGGACAACGUUCGGGUCAGCGUGCUGCUAGAGCACGCGCCAGAGCCGUACCGCGAGGUCCUUCGGCAGGCGCCGGAGGAGGUGAAGCUCACGUUCGCAGCGGCACGGAGUCACAUCAGGGGCUACUACAAUCAAGGGCGGACGUUCACCCACGUCCCAGACACUGGCGGGGUCGUGCCGAUGCAGGUGGAUGCAGUUCGAGUUGGACCGCAUGGCGGCAAGUCGCACGGGAAGUCGGGCAAGACAGGCAAGAUGGACAAGUCAGUCAAGGCUGGCAAGAAUGUGAAGGGCUGCAAGGACUCGAAGACGAAGUCCAAGAACCGCGACGGCAAGCAGGGCCAUGGCAAGGGCCAGUCCGACUACUUCGACGGCGAGUGUGGCUACUGCGGCAAGUGGGGCCACAAGCGGGCCGACUGCAGGAAGAAGAGGGCAGAUGAGGCCAAGAAGGAGACUGGCAACACGCGCGCGGUUCAGGGAGAUGGAUCGGCCUCGAGCUCGGGACAGCAGCAGUCCGAGGGCGGGGUCCGCGCCGCGUCGGGCUACUACGACGGCGUUCCCGACGGCUGGGUGUUUGCGGUCUCAGCGGCGACGAGCGGCCAGGUGGCGAAGGUUGGAGGCUCCAUCCUGAUCGACAGCGGCAGCGACGACCACCUGUGCAGGCACAAGUUCGUCCCAGAGGCCCCAGUCAACAGUGCGACGGAUGCCCCCAGGCUUUUCGACGUGCAGCAGCGACCGCUGCCCACAGCGGGCCUACGGGGUGUUGAGAUGACGAUGCAGGAGGGCAUCAAGGCGACGGCGAACUUCCUCGUUGCCGAUGUGAAUGACGACCUGCUGAGCAUGGGCAAGCUGCUCAGGCAGGGAUUCAGGUUCAACCUCAGUAUGGAGGACGGGCUCUACAUGACGAAGGGUCACCGCAGCGUGCAGCUCGAGUUGGAGCGGAACAGCCUUAGGCUCCCGAUCCAGCAGGCAGCGACGGCACCAGUGCUCACGGCGGAGAGCUCGGUCGGCGCGAUGAGGACCAGGCUGAGGGAGCUGUUCAUGCCGAUCUACGGCGCGAAGUUGGAGCUGUGGGAGCGGCUCAUUGUGGCAGAGGCGGCUGCCGGGCGCUCGGAGGCGGAGAGGCUGCGCAAGCUGGCGGUGAAGGAGCAGCUCGGGAUUCAGCGCGAUCCAGUCGAGCCGAAGCAGCUUCCAGUUCCGAAGGCCCCGAGCGCGGAGGAGGAGAGACAGCAUCGCCUCACGCACCUCCCUGCUGCUCCGUGGUGCGAGGAGUGUGUCAGGGCCAAAGCUCCUGAUGCACCUCACUCGCUGGUCAGGCUCGAGGACUCAGAGCAGAAGCACCCACUCAUCAGCUACGACUUCGGCUUCUGCAAGACAGCCGACGAGGAAGGGGACCUGACCAAGGUAGAGGACGCCUACGCGACGAUGCUGGUGGCGUUCAGCUCUGACACUGGAGUGGUGAAGGUUAUUCCGUGUGCGUCAAAGGCAGCUUCACCAUACGCCAUUGCAGGCAUCAAGUCCUUCGUGCAGAGGCUCGAGACGGGCAAGUGCAGGCUCAGGACGGACACGGAGCAGGCGACGAAGGCCAUCAUGGACGGCGUGGUCAGCGAGCUCGCGGGCAAGGUCACGGCAGAGCUGACCCCCAAGCACAGCGGCCAGUCGAACCCAGCGGAGGCAGCGGUGAAGAUAGUCGAGGGCCAGACGAGGGUUCUUAGGCUGGACCUCGAGAAGCGCUACGACACGAAGACGGUGCUGUAUCGGAUUGCGCGUCCUGCGCAUCGAGGUCUCACUGGAGGUCGGCGUCUGCAUCGAGGCGAGGCUCAGUGGGGCAAAGGGAUCUGGGUCGGCAGGUCGGACGAGUCGCAGGAGCACCUGGCGAUGACGCCUCGGGGGCUUGACCGCGCACGGACGGUGCGACGGCUCCCUGAGGGAAGGCAGGCUGACAAGGAGCUCCUCAUGACGGUGACGGGGCUGCCUUUGGCUGCGAGGACGGCCCCCGAGAGGUCGAAACGCAGGCGGGCGCCUCAGCAGAUCGCGACGGAGCUACCGAGGGCAGAAGGACCUCUUCAGCCUGACGCUCCCCAGCCGCAGCAGGCAGGACAGCCAGAGGGCGGAGCAGCGCCUGCUCAGCCUCAGGCACCGCAGCAACCACCCCCGCCGGCAGCGGCAGCGGCUCAGCAGCCGCAGCCCCCAGCACCAGAGCCGCCGGCGCCCAGGGAUGUGGCGGUGGGGGCGGCGCCCUCGCAGGCAGCGAGACGUGGGGUCUCGCCAGCAGCAGAGGUCUCCGAAGGCAAGCGAGCACGAGUUGCAGCGGUUCACGCGCUGGAGGUUGGCAACGUGGAUGACUCGCCUGACGCGUUCUGGGAGGAGGUCUCGGAUGAGGUGGAGGACCCGACGGAUGGCAUGUUUGACGUGGACAUGCAGGAUGAGCUGGACAAGAAGCUCACCAUGGAGCACCUGCAGAGCCUCCUGGACCAUGGAGUCGGCGAGGACAUCGCCAAGUCGAAGGCGAAUGGGAUGAAGCACAUCACCACGCGCUGGGAGAGGCAAUGGAGAUGGAAGCCAGGCUUCCGCGACGAGCUGAAGCAGCAUGUGACCUUCAGCGGCGGGGAAAUCCACGAGUACGGCACCACCUACGAGCACCUGAAGAGGCUGAGGACGAGGUACGAGCACGGCACAGAGCUGCAGGCCAACCCGAAGUACCUCGACUACGUGGUGGGGACCCUCAACCUCGGCGGGUCCAACACGGCUCCCACUCCUGGAGUGCCAGCACACAAGGCGCUCAUGGGGAGCACUCCUACUCUCUCUCAGCAGCAGGCUGGCGUCUACCGCUCAUGCGUGGGGGCGCUGAUGUACUACGUCCAGGACAGGGCGGACUGCCAGUGCGAGGUCAGCUUGCUGGGCAGGAUGCUAUCAGGCCCCACCGUCGGCGCCUUCACUGCGCUCAAGAGGCUCGUGAGAUACCUGCUUGGGACGAGGAAUGCGGUGAACUGGCUACCGAGACCGACGGAGGGCACGAACGUGGAGCUAGUGGGCUUUGGUGACAGCGACUGGGCAGGCGACUUGCAGACGAGGAGGUCCCAGUCGAGCGGCAAGAUCGAGAUCGAUGGUGUUCCCAUGCACUCGUUCAGCAGGCGCCAGAGCAUCGUGGCCACUAGCUCAGGAGUUGCUGAGUACUAUGCGGCGACGGCGGUCGCCGAGGAUUUGCUCUACUUCAAGUCACUUCUUGAGUUCAUGGGCUUCACGGUGGCAGCCACCCUGCUGACGGAUUCGUCAGCUGCGCGAGGCAUUGCCCGACGUGAAGGAGUUGGUAAGGUGCGGAGUCUUGAGGCUCGAGUUCUUUGGCUUCAGCAGGCGAUCAAGAGGAAGCUGAUGGACCUCGGGACUGUCGGCACCGACGACAACAAAGCGGACCUGGGCACGAAGAUCCUUGGACACGAUCGCUUCGUCAAGCUCAGGACGCUCAACGGCAUCUACACGGACAUGGGCCAGGUCGCGGAGAGUGACCAUCAGUCGGAGGAGGUGGACUUCGACGUGGGGGCGGCAGCACGGGUCAGGAGCUCGAGAACUUCUACGAGCUCACUCGGUGCUAGUCGCUCGGCGGCCCUGGCUAUGAUCACAGCGGCGGCGACGCUCCUGCAGGGCUGCGAGGGCCAGGUCGCCGACCAGAGCAACUACUACUACGACACGGAGGUCUGCUCCAGGGAUGGCAUGGCCACGAGCGACUGGACAGGUUUCCUGAUGAUGGUGGCUGUCUGGACACUGAUCGUGGCGGCCAUCAGCGGCUACGCGGGGUUCCGCUACGCCAGCAUGCGGGACUCGGACUGGCUCCUGGUCUCGCCCGAGCCCAAUGAGAUGACAGAGGAGACCACCCACACAGACAAGAUGGAGGAUCCGCUUCCAGGCGUGCCAGCCUCACUGGUUAUGAUGCGACCGAGUCAGCAUACCAGGAACGUGAGCACGCAGUCCCAGAUGACCUACAAGUGGAAGUGGGCGGUCCCUCGAUUCCAACCAGUCCAGGACCACGCGCACGGUGCCUUCCUUGAAGUGCGUGUGGACAAGGCCAAGGGACUUCUUUUGAACUGA